This is a messenger RNA of Magnolia sinica, 521 nucleotides long. Its product is annotated as DNA-directed RNA polymerase V subunit 1-like. The transcript has 3 exons. NCBI's taxonomy places the organism in Eukaryota, Viridiplantae, Streptophyta, Magnoliopsida, Magnoliales, Magnoliaceae. The coding region runs from base 136 to 372 and encodes 78 amino acids. The record is from RefSeq and is a predicted model, not a curated record.
GUAAAGAUGGAUUAAUGUUAAGUCUUGCUAAUGUCUAUUAAUAUUAAAUUCCAUGACGUUCAAGGGAAGAAUUACCGUUGUGCCAUACUGAAUUUUUAUUGGUAAGGGUUUAGCCAAUCUUAAUAAUUUUUAUGGAUGCAGAGGCCAAUUAAAUGUUUUGAGAGAGCAGCUAAAAGGUGUCACACGAAUUCACUAUCCAGUAUAGUUGCAUCAUGUUCUUGGGGUAAACAUGUCGUCGUUGGCACAGGAACACCUUUCCAAAUUAUGUGGAGCAAGAAAGAAGUGGCAUCAAAUCUAGAUGUCGUAACAGAUGUGUAUGAUUUCCUCCAUUUGGAAAUGAGAGGGUUCAAGAUGCUAAAUCCCAAGAUGUAAAUUGUUGGAACCAACCGAAUGAUUCAUCUGCCAAACCACAUGUUUGGGAUAAGGACAAGAUCCAUGGUCAAUCUAAUUUUGUCUGGGGUAGUCAGAACCCAAAGGGUACUCAUACGGAGAGAUCUUUAGAUAUUGGUGGUUGGAAUGAA